Messenger RNA from Stegodyphus dumicola, 3332 nucleotides. It is a transcript of the gene Gp93, whose product is annotated as heat shock protein 90 Gp93. NCBI's taxonomy places the organism in Eukaryota, Metazoa, Arthropoda, Arachnida, Araneae, Eresidae. Gene Ontology annotation, molecular function: ATP binding; ATP-dependent protein folding chaperone; ATP hydrolysis activity. The record is from RefSeq and is a predicted model, not a curated record. Gene Ontology annotation, biological process: protein folding.
UGCAUUCAAAAGUCGUUCAGCCGGCAUCGCGGCGUGAAUCGUGCGUGCUCAUCGAGGGCAUUUAACUCAGUGUGAAAAUGCGGUGGGUAUAUGCUUUAAUUUUAGGAGUUAUUCUGUUUUCUAGUACUUGCCUUGCUGAAGAAGGAGAUGAACCUACGGUUGAUCCAGAUAUUGGUAGCAGUCGAGAAGGUUCCAGGACCGACGAUGAAGUUGUACAAAGGGAGGAGGAGGCUAUCAAAAUUGAUGGACUUAACGUAGCCCAAAUUAAAGAAUUGAGAGAAAAGGCUGAAAAAUUUACAUUCCAAGCGGAGGUAAAUCGUAUGAUGAAACUAAUUAUAAAUUCCCUAUACCGUAAUAAGGAAAUUUUCCUGCGAGAACUUAUUUCUAAUGCAUCUGAUGCUCUCGACAAAAUUCGAGUGAUUUCCCUUACAGACAGAGCUGCACUUUCAGCAACAGAAGAUCUUUCCAUCCGAAUUAAAAGUGAUAAAGAAAAUAAUGUGCUCCAUGUUACAGAUACUGGUAUUGGUAUGACAAAAGAAGAGCUUAUUAAUAACUUGGGAACUAUAGCUAAAUCUGGCACAUCCGAUUUCCUUCAGAAGGUUGCUGAAACUCAGAGUGCUGCAGAGUUAAGUGACAUGAUAGGACAAUUUGGUGUAGGCUUCUAUUCAUCAUUUUUAGUUGCAGACCGAGUUGUCGUUACAAGCAAGCACAACGACGAUAAACAGUACAUCUGGGAAUCUGAUGCUAAUUCCUUCAAUAUAAUCGAAGAUCCUAGAGGUGAUACUUUAUUACGUGGUACUACUGUCAGUUUGUAUCUGAAAGAAGAAGCUAGAGAUUUCCUCGAAGAAGACACCCUCCGAAAUUUGAUCAAAAAGUACAGUCAGUUUAUUAAUUUUCCCAUUUAUUUGUGGGCUAGCAAAACAGAAACUGUAGAAGAACCUAUCGAAGAAGAGGAAGAAGCAGAAAAACCUGAAGCAGCUGCUGAUGAAGAUGAAGAUGCGAAAAUUGAGGAAGAAAAGGAAGACAAGCCUAAAACGAAAAAAGUAGAAAAAACUGUCUGGGACUGGGAAUUGAUUAAUGCAUCGAAACCAAUUUGGACAAGAAAACCAGCAGACAUAACUGAUGAUGAAUAUAAUGAAUUUUAUAAAUCAAUAACUAAAGAUUCUUUGAAUCCUUUAGCAAAAACUCAUUUCAUUGCAGAAGGAGAAGUUACCUUUAAAUCAUUAUUAUUUAUCCCAAGUGUUCAGCCAUCGGAGUCUUUUAACAGAUACGGCUCUAAAGUGGAUCACAUUAAGCUCUAUGUUCGCCGAGUCUUUAUAACAGACGACUUCCAAGACAUGAUGCCAAACUACUUAAGUUUUGUCAAAGGUGUUGUGGAUUCUGACGAUUUACCUUUGAAUGUGUCUCGAGAAACCUUGCAGCAGCACAAACUUUUGAAAGUGAUAAAAAAGAAAUUGGUCAGAAAAACCUUGGACAUGAUUAAAAAGAUACCUAAAGAAGAUUAUGAAAAAUUCUGGAAGGAAUACAGUACUAAUAUCAAGCUUGGUGUUAUUGAAGAUCCUAGUAACAGAACGAGAUUAGCCAAAUUGGUCAGAUUCCUUUCUUCUCAUGAUACAAAGAAUUAUACAUCAUUAUCAGAGUAUGUGGAGAGAAUGAAAGAGAAACAAGAACAUAUAUAUUAUAUGGCUGGUGCAUCUCUAGAUGAAGUGGAAAAGUCUCCAUUUGUUGAACGUCUUUUAAAGAAAGGGUAUGAAGUUUUAUAUCUUACUGAGCCAGUUGAUGAAUAUGCUAUCUCAGCUUUACCAGAAUUUGAAGGCAAAAAAUUCCAAAAUGUUGCUAAAGAUGGAUUACGAUUAGAUGAGGGAGAAAAAGCUAAAGAAUUACAAGAAACUCUGAAUAAGGAAUAUGAACCUUUAAUAAAGUGGCUUGAAGAUGAUGCUCUUAAAGACAAAAUUACAAAAGCUACAGUGUCUCAACGUUUACAUUCUUCUCCUUGUGCAUUAGUUGCCAGCCAGUUUGGUUGGACUGGUAAUAUGGAAAGAUUAGCCAGAAGUAAUGCUCACAGCAAAUUACAAGAUACAACACGUGAGUAUUACUUGAGUCAGAAGAAGACUCUAGAAAUUAAUCCAAGACAUCCUCUGAUGAAAGAACUUCUGCGAAGGAUCCAGUCGGAUAAAUCGGAUGCAACUGCCCGUAACAUGGCAAAUAUAAUGUUUGAAACGGCAACUCUGAGGUCUGGUUUCAUGUUGCAAGAUACAUCUAGUUUUGCGCAAAGAGUCGAAGUUCUUUUGCGUAAGACGCUAGGUGUACCUGAAGAUGCCCAAGUGGAAGAAGAACCAGAACUGUCCGAAGAUGUUGAAGACGAUCAGAGAACUGAUGGUGCUGAUGAUCAGGAUGAUGAAGACCAAGACCACGAAGAACAUGACGAACUAUGAAAUUGAAAUUUAGUCAUUAUGUAAUAUAUAGCUGACUUUAUUACAAUUUGGGAAAUGAACCGAGGUGAUCAUCAUUUUUUCCAUUAGGUCACGUUAUUUUCAAAUAUUUGUAUGGACUAGUUCAAAUCAUUGUGCACUUCUACUUGUGUUUUCUCCAUUUUGUAAGAAUAUCAUCAUUUGGAUACAGACAAUAUUUAUACUGUUGAGUCUUGCCAUGUAAGUUUUGUUUGUUACAUUUUAAAAGAUAUAAAAUAAAAUGCAAUAAAUUCUUAAUUAUUGUCUUUAAAAGUAUUUGUAAUUAAUGAUUUCUAAUGUCUUACAAUUGUGGUAAGGAGAAGGAAGAAAAAUGAAUACUUAAACUUUUUUAAAAUGUAAUUUUAAUUAUUUUCUUUAGUAUGUAAGGAAUUGUGCAAAUUACUUAAUAUUGUAUGAGAUGUCUAAGUGUUUUUAGAAAAAUUGCUUUUUGUAGUUUAAAAUUAAUUUUGCAUAUUUUUCUUUAAAAUAGAAAUUGCUUAUUUCAUAAUCUUUUCAAGUUAUUAAAUGUAAGUAGUAAAAUAUUAGAUUUAUGUUGAAUUAUAGCAUUUUAAUUGUAAAUCAUAUUUUCCAACAUUUUAUAUCUUUAAUGGUUGUGAUAUUUAUUAGUUAUGUAGCAAGUUUGGGGAAGCAAAAUUUGGAUAUUAAAUAUCUAAACUAAUGGGGCUAAUUUAAAUCUUCAGUUUCUAGUAGUUACUUAAAAUUCAUUUAUGCAAUAUUUAUAACAUUAAAAAAAAAAACCCACUUUGUUAUAUGCUUAAUUAAGAUGUUUUAAGAAUAACUUAAAUCUAACAUCUUUGGAAAAAAUAUUGUGCUGAAAUUUCUAAUGUAUGAACUCUACAAUAAAGCAGUUGCAUUUUGUAA